Messenger RNA from Drosophila ananassae, 16956 nucleotides. RefSeq names its product midasin. Gene Ontology annotation, cellular component: nucleus; preribosome, large subunit precursor. NCBI's taxonomy places the organism in Eukaryota, Metazoa, Arthropoda, Insecta, Diptera, Drosophilidae. Gene Ontology annotation, molecular function: ATP binding; ATP hydrolysis activity. The record is from RefSeq and is a predicted model, not a curated record. The coding region runs from base 166 to 16731 and encodes 5521 amino acids. Gene Ontology annotation, biological process: ribosomal large subunit assembly; rRNA processing. The transcript has 13 exons.
UUGGAUGAUGCUGGCCUAUGUGGCAACGCUGGCUGCGCACAUGUUUAAAUUCGCGUGUUUUGGUUUUGCUCUGCAUUCUCUGAUACUUUUAUUAAAAAUUAAAGAGGGCCGGCGAAAAGAUAAUUGAAUAAAUUCGUAGUAUUUGGUUGGCCGGUUAGCGAGAAUAUGGAGGUAAACGCUGGCCAGGUACGGUUCGGCGUACAGCGAUUGUUAAGGCUGACCGAAAAUGAGACCUCUAACAACGUGUUCGCCGAAAGUCUACAGAGGUUCAUUAAAAAGCAGAAAUAUCUGCCCCAGGAUGUGGAACGACUCUUUCGGGCGCUCAGCGAGCAACUACCUGUGGCGCAGUAUACGAUUCCCAUAGCCAUUAGUUUCGAAGAGCACAUGCUUCUCCUGCUCUCAAUGGCUCUGCGCUGGGACGCCGCAUCUCAAAACGUUCAACAGUAUCAAAUGCAAUGUGCAGCCUUAGCCAAGCUCGUGAAUUUCUCUGCGGAUGCCCGGCGAUUUGCCAAAAGCUACUUCCACAAGAAGCCAGCUCCCUUUGAGAAACCUCAAAGCAAUGGCACUGCACCAACAAAGAAGCUAAGGAAUGGCGACAGUAGCCAGGCACUGGAGGAUUUGGACAUCAUCCGAUGCUGCUACCAGUUGCUUCAGAGCGACACAGCCUAUUUCAGGGAGUUAUGGGACUGGUCCAGUUUUAUAUCCACCUGUGCAACCCUAUCUUCAAAGUGCCCAAUGACACAACUCUACUGCAACCACAUCAUGGCCAUGCUUACCAACAUGAGCGCCCCACAGCUCAGUGCCUUAAACGAGAAAAUUCCCACCCAAACGCGACUAGACUUCGAUCGUGAACGCGUCCAGGAGUGGAAUGAGCCGCAUUCGACAUACAACCCAGAUGACUCCGACCAAGUACUGACCCUGCAGCUAACGGCCCUCAAUCAGGCUGUGACAAACAUCGAGGGCGUGCUGCUGCCAACUUUUAAUAAGGAGAACCAGGAAUUUUACGCCAGUACAGACGGCUGCUACGACCGCAUUGUGAAGGUGGACUCCACUGUGGUCAACCUGAGAAGCAUUGCCUUGGGAGUGGCGGCAGCCAAGCCCAUUUGCCUUUCCGGACCGGUGGGAUGUGGGAAAACGACCCUGAUCGAAUACUUGGCGCGCAAAACUGGACGCAUCUGCCCGAAGCCAAAGGAGGUGGAGAAUAGGGAAAGGGCUCUGAAGCAGGCCGAGGAGGAGGAGCAACUAUUGACACUCAAAUCGAAGCCAAAGAAGAAACCAAAACAGACUGGCGAGAAGAGAAAACUGGAUGAUGUGCCAAUCGAGGAACUGUUUGAUUUAAACGAGCCGACGCAAAGGAAUGGCUUUCUACGGAUUCAACUGGGGGAUCAGACGGAUAGCAAGAUGCUGCUGGGACAGUAUCGUUGUACUGAUGUGCCUGGAGAGUUUGUGUGGCUUCCUGGAGUGUUGACGCAGGCCGUCAUGCAUGGUUACUGGCUGUUGCUCGAGGAUCUGGAUGCAGCCACUCAGGACACCUACACCAUACUAAGUAGUCUGUUGGAACGCCAGAGUUUAAGUGUUCCCGGAUUCCGAGACUCUGUGAAAAUAGAACCAGGGUUUCAAUUGUUCGUCACCGUGAGAACCAACAAGUCUGCCAGCAAUUCCAGCCAGAAAUCUCUCUACUCCCUACUCGACAAGUAUCUGUACUCCAUCAAUAUUCUGCCCUUGUCGCGCAACGAACUGUGCAAGGUGGUCAGUACCAACUAUCCCAAGCUGGCCACUGUGGCCAACAGAAUGGUGGACGUCUUUCUCACCUUCUCCAGCGGCAAUCACUCAUCGGCCGACAAUUUGAGGCAGCAGGAGUCUGGCGACAAGGCGGACAACACAGAAAACUAUGUGGCCCUGCCGUUCGAGCAGGUCACCUUGACGUCCAGCCCCAAUUCAGGGCGAUUGGUGUCCACCCGCGACCUUGUGAAGCUGUGCCAGCGUUCCAAUGCCCAGUUUUCGGUGACCAGCGCAGAGUGCGCCUAUUUUGUCUUCCAAAACGCCGUUGAUGUGUUCUGUUCAUAUCUGCCCCACAGCAAGGAGAAGAUCACUCUAAUCACGAGCAUUGGAGCCAAGUUGGGCAUCAUUCGGUCAAGAUGCGAGCACUUCGCAAACGAGCACAAGCCGGAUGUGGAGUUCGGCUUGGAGCACAUCAAAAUAGGAAGAGCGAAGCUGCUGGCGAAAUCGGAUUUGAGGGAUGGAGAGGCUGAAAAUGGAGGGACGACGGAGCAGGACGUCAAGCGGCAGAAACUAACCCAGCAAACGAAGCGAGCGAUUGGCAAGAUUGGAACCAAAAAGUCCACCUUCUCGUUCACGCGACUGGCGAGCUGUAUCCUGGAACGGAUUGCCGUGUGCGUCAGCCACUCUGAGCCCGUACUUCUUGUUGGCGAAACCGGCGUGGGCAAGACAUCGUCCGUGCAAUAUCUGGCGGAGCGAACCGAGCACAAACUGGUUGUGGUGAACAUGAACAACCAGUCGGAUGUGUCCGACUUGGUUGGCGGCUUCAAGCCCGUGGAACUCAACUAUGUACUUGCCCCUUUGCGAUUCGAAUUCGAGCACCUGCUGUGCGAGACCUUUAAUGCCGAGAAGAACAUGCAGUUCCUGCGCAUCUUCGCCUCCCACUACAACAGUGGUCGCCAUUCCGUGAUCAUUCGCAUGAUGAUUAAGAUUUGCCUCCAAGUGGUCAACAAUCCGGAGCUGAAGCGUAACCACUUGCUACCCCGCUGGCAGACGUUGGGCGACAAGUUGCAGAAGCUGCAAGUGCAGCUGGACAAGAGCAUCAACAUCUCGUUCGCCUUCAUCCCCGGAUCCCUGGUGAACUGCAUCAGCAACGGGGAUUGGGUUCUCCUCGACGAGAUCAACUUGGCCUCUGCCGAGACACUGGAGUGUCUGUCAACCAUUCUGGAGCCCGAGGGAUCAGUGGUUCUGCUGGAGAGAGGCGAUUUUACGCCCGUUAAGCGCCAUCCAGACUUUCGGAUCUUUGCUUGCAUGAAUCCUAAUACGGACAUUGGCAAGAAGGACCUCCCGGUGGGCAUACGCAAUCGAUUCACGGAGUUCUUCGUGGACGAGCUGACAACCGAUGCGGACUUGAGUCUUCUGGUGAGCGACUACCUGGCCAAUACCGGCAUUCAGCGCAAAUCUGUGCACAGCAUAGUCCAGUUGUACAAGUCCCUGCGCCGUCUGUCCGAGCUCCAGCUGAACGAUGGCUUGGGCAACCGUCCGGUCUACUCCCUGCGUACUCUGUGCCGGAGCUUGCGCAUUUGCGCCCGGAAUUUGUGCGGCUCCAUUGAGAGGAAUCUGUACGAGAGCUUCUGCCUGAGUUUCCUCACUCAGUUGGACCCGGAAUCGCAUCACGUGGUCCUGCUACUCAUCCAGAACGCACUGCUCACGAAUGCUAAGGCCGUGCUGAGCAAACAACUGCCGCAGUUGGGCGAAAACUAUUUGGAGUUCGAGGGCUACUGGAUACAGCAGGGCAUCGUGGAACCGCAGGCCUGCUCGCACUACAUCCUUACGGAUAGUGUGAAGAAGAACCUGAAGGAUCUGGCUCGCAUCAUAUCGAUUGGGAAGCUGCCGAUCCUCCUGCAGGGACCCACCAGUGCCGGCAAGACCAGUUUGAUUGACUUUGUGGCCAGGAAGAGUGGCAAUCGCUGCCUGAGGAUCAACAACCACGAGCACACGGAUCUGCAGGAGUACAUUGGCACCUAUGCCGCCGACUUGGACGGAAAACUGACAUUCCGAGAGGGCGUUUUGGUACAGGCGAUGCGUCACGGAUUCUGGAUCAUUUUGGACGAGCUCAACCUCGCGUCCACAGACAUUCUGGAGGCCCUUAACCGUGUGCUGGAUGAUAACAGGGAGCUGUAUAUAGCGGAGACCCAAACGCUGGUCAAGGCUCAUCCGAACUUCAUGCUCUUCGCGACGCAGAAUCCUCCUGGACUCUAUGGCGGACGAAAGACCUUGUCGCGGGCCUUCAAGAAUCGGUUCAUAGAGCUGCACUUCGCCGAUAUACCACGGGGAGAACUGGAGAUCAUCCUUGAGAAGCGGUGCCUGAUUCCGCCCUCGUAUUCUCGCAAAAUGGUUCAGUGCAUGGCCCAGCUGCAGCAGCACCGGCAGAACACCGCCAAACAGGUCUUCACCCUGCGAGAUCUGUUCCGGUGGGGCAACCGGUAUACCCACGCCGAUAAGUCGCUGCACGGAGAUCCCAAAUACGACUGGAAUCAGCACCUUGUGGAGGAGGGCUAUCUGGUUCUGUCUUCCAAAGUUCGGUCCCAGGAGGAGCACGAACUUAUCGAGAAAACACUGCACGGAAACUUCCGGAAAAAGGUGGAUCUGCAGCUGUUGUUCGAUGUUCAAACCGAGCGGGAGAGCUCCUCCAUGGUGAGCAGGAAGAUCUUGGACGCCAUCAGGAACUUCAAGCUGCGGGCCGAUAUUGUUUGGACGCGGAACAUGACCCGCAUGGCUGUGCUCACGGCCAAGGCCCUGGAAUUUGAUGAGCCCGUGCUGCUGGUCGGGCCAACAGGCUGCGGCAAGACCACUGUGUGCCAGCUCUUGGCCAGCAUUGCGGACGUUCGGCUGCGAAUCCUCAACUGCCACAUGCACACUGAGGGAGCCGACUUUCUGGGCGGUCUGCGUCCCUGUCGCGGCAAGGACUCCACCCAGCUGUUUGAAUGGGCCGACGGUCCCUUGAUAUUUGCCAUGCAGGAGGGCUCCUACUUCAUGGCCGACGAAAUAUCCCUGGCCGAGGACUCUGUUUUGGAGCGGCUGAACUGCGUGUUGGAGCCAGAGCGCACUGUGCUGCUGGCGGAGAAGGGUGGAGUGGCUGAAGUGGAUUUGAACCCUGACUUUGUGGUUCAGGCGAAGCCCGGUUUCCAGUUUCUUGCGACGAUGAAUCCAGGCGGAGACUUUGGCAAAAAGGAGCUGUCGCCAGCGCUGCGCAAUCGUUUUACUGAGAUAUGGUGCUUGCCUUCCGACAACAAGGAGGAUCUCGUCGAGAUUGCCUACAACUGCAUGAGCCGGCCGGAGGACAAAGGCCUUCAGGGAAUCGAUACCCACAAAGUGGCGCAGUACCUGGUGGAGAUUGUGCUCUAUAUUCGGGAUUCUAAUGAGAAGUUCAAGUUCUCCGUGCGAGACAUCCUGGCCUGGGCCAAUUACAUGGUCAGCAACGGGAAGCUGAGCUUUGCCGAGCAGGCCAUCUUUGGCUUGGAAACCAUUUUCUUGGAUGCACUGGAGAUGCUGCCCCACGAAUCGCAGGAGCAGGUGGAGAAACUCAAGAGGCGUGUAUCCCAGGAAGCCGUCAAACAGGCGGCUUUAAUCCUGAAUGAAACGUUUUCGCUGGAAGACGUUGUCGGAAAGCGUGGCCAUGAGGUCCAGUUUGAUGUUCAGAGAUUUGGUAUCCAUCCGUUCUUCAUUGAUGUCAACCAGGACCCGCUGAUGACGGCCAGGCAGGACUUCUUCUUUGAUGCGCCGACCACCAAACAGAAUCUGUUCCGGCUGCUCUCGGCGCUGUCGCUCCAGAAACCCGUACUUCUAGAAGGCCCUCCUGGUGUGGGGAAAACCUCCAUUGUCGAGAGUAUAGCGGCAGCCAUUGGCUACCAGAUAGUCCGCAUUAAUCUCUGCGAGCACACCGAUCUGGCGGAUCUCUUUGGCACAGACUUGCCGGCGGAGGAUAACUUGCUGGAAUCGGAAGCAAAAUCUUCUGGUCGCCAGAUGGGCAGCUUCGUGUGGCGCGAUGGACCAUUGCUGGCAGCUCUGAAGGCCAAGAACACAUGGAUUCUGCUCGACGAAUUGAAUCUGGCCCCUCAGUCCGUCCUAGAGGGUCUCAACGCGGUGCUGGAUCACCGUGGCGAGGUCUACAUCCCGGAGUUGAACAAGAGCUUCCACUUGGCGGGCAGUACGCGCAUCUUCGCCUGCCAGAAUCCUCUGAAGCAGGGCGGCGGCCGCAAGGGAUUGCCCCAGUCCUUCCUGAAUCGAUUCACGAAAGUGUAUCUGAGAAAGCUCUCCACGGAGGAUCUGCUCCACGUAGUCGAUAUCAAGUACGGAAAAUACUUUGAGGAACUAAAGGCACAUUUCCUCAAGCUAGUGGGUGGGAAAACACAAGAAAAUCUGUUCGACAUCUUCGAGAAAAAGGAAUCGCAAGAUUCCCCCCAUACCUUCGACUUGGCGGAACGUUUAGUGCGGUUUUCGGAGCAACUGGACCGCGGUGUGGCAUCGAUGGAGUUUGGAUACAAGGGCGGACCUUACGAGUUCAACUUGCGCGACAUUCUCCGCUGGUGCGACCUGCUGCACAACCCCAAAACUGGGUACAUCAUGGAGACAACAGCUUCCUGUUUUCAUUCAGCUUUUCGCUCCUUCCUGCUGACCCUCUACGAGAGGAUGCAAUUGGUCUACUACCAGAGGAUGCGCUGUGACCAGGACAAGCUCUACAUCAGAAACGCGUUCUCCACCAUUUUCCAAUGCAAUGCGGAGGAAUUGAAUGCCAUUUCAGAGGAUGUUUCCCUCUACUGGACAGCCGACAAAGUGUACUUCAACGAUGUGGUGCUCGAGCGGGAGCAGAGCAAUGUCCAGGACCUGGCCACCCGGCAGGAAGAGGGCCCUCUGCUGCUAGACAGCCAGCGUCAGCUUCUGAAACAAAUAGUCGAGACUGUGCAUAUGGAGAAGCCCCUACUGCUGUGCGGAUCCACGGACAGUGGCAAGACCAAGCUAAUAGAUGCCCUAUGCUUGCUGUCUAACCGACUCUGCAACACGGACAUCAUAGAUGACUCUGUGACUGGUAGCUUCCAGCAGAUUGAUUUGAAUCGCCACCUGGAAGUCAUUUACAGGAAGGUGGAGAUUCUAGUCUUUGCCUGCGUGCAGCGGGCCUAUGUCCAACAUAUCUACCCAGCAUUUGCAGAGAAGCUGUGGAGCUACUGGAGCAGGUACAAUGGCUUGGCGAAGAUCACAGCAGAAUCCAAGCAACACACCGUAGCCGACGAAUUGAGAGUGUUCAGUGAGCGGUUGGCGGCUCUGGCCCGGAUCAUCAAACAGUUGGAGCAAACACCGAAAGACUGCUUGGUGGAGUCGUUCAAGGACCUCGACGAUACCAAGAAGCAACUGCUGGUUCUGCAGGCUUACAUUAAAAAGGCAGAUUCCCUGAACACGGGUGGAUCUUUCGAGUGGGUGGACUCCCGCAUAGUGACCUCCCUGAAGUGCGGACAAUUCAUUCUACUGGAGCAUGUAAAUCUGUGCUCCUCGGCCGUGCUGGACCGAUUGAAUCCUGUCUUCGAACCGAAUGGCAGUCUGCUGAUAGCCGAGAAGGGAAUUAGUGCCCAGGACAGUGCCGAGUUGGUGAGAAAAUCUCCCGAUUUCCGUGCCUUCUUGACGGUGGAUCCCAAGAACGGUGAACUAUCGCGAGCUAUGCGGAAUCGUUGUGUGGAACUAUCCCUUACUAAGGAUACUUAUUCGAUCGAUGACAUGCGUGCCUUUGUCCACGAGCAGGGAGUGCAUCAAACGGAGGCAAUCAACUGUAUUCUGCGCAUCCAUCGGGGCAUCAGUCACCUGACGGAGUUCAACAGCUACUCCAUAUCCCAUCUCACGCAAUUCGCGUUCCUGAGCGCCGCCUACGCCCGGAUUGGCUACCAACUGAAGAGGGCCGUGUAUGUGGCCGCCAUGGAGGUGUACGUGUACUCCGCCAGCACUGAUUUGAUGGGCUACGGACUGUCGUACUAUCAGAACAAACUGCGGGAAGUAGUUCUCGCUGAAACUGAGUCAUUCGAAGAGUCUUCUUCAGAACAAGAUGAUCUUUUAAGCGAUGUGAUUCUUAACUCUGGCAACCUCAACUCGUUGACGUUAGUCAAGCUGCAAUCAGUGGUCCUGAAGGUCCUUCUCAGGUGCUCCCCAACGGAUGAAAUCCCACAAAAAGAGCUAGCAUCCAUUUUCCACAACGUGGAGCAACUGAAAUUGGAUCAACUCAGCGUCCAGCAACUUCAGCGCUUCUUCCUAUACAUAUUGUACGAGUCGUCGGCUUUUGGAGAUCUGGAAUUGAGGCACCUCUACCUGAAAUCUUUGCUGAAUGAGGACUCUUCGUUGCAGGAACUGUCCCAGAAUCUAUUCUCCUGUCUGUACAAAAAGAGUAGAGUUGUAAAGGGAUCACUGGCCCGCCUUCCCUGGAAUCGUAGCCUGUUCCCCAGAUUACGGGAUUACUUUACGGAGCAAGAAGUGCCUGAACUAAAAGUUCGGAACCUCAGUGCCUUACUUCUGUCCCGGUUGCUGGUUGCUAACAUUCCAACUGAUUCAGUGGGCGGAGUGCAAGCGAUGAGCGCCCUUCAAUAUUCCCAGGCUCUUAAGCACCAGAAAGUGAGCACAAAGUUCUCAAAUGAUUUCCUCAUAAGCCUCUCAAGUUUCCUGGAAAACUUGCACACAUUUUUGCUGGAAAACCUGGAGGAAAUCGACUUGGACUUGAAGCAUUAUGCCCAGCUAGUGACCCGCUUCUACUGGUUCAAUCGCCUCCUAUUCACUGCCCAGCAGAAGCUGCUGUACAACAAUGAACUGCAUGUGCCGUUGAUGCACAAACUGGUGCUCCAUUUCCAGUGGUUGCAAAAACAUUUGCUGGAACCUCUUCUCACAUCGUCUGUAAAAAACAAAACAGUAUCAUUGUUGCGGGAGAGUCUGUUCAAAAUAAACAAGUAUAUAGAGGAGACCAAGCGUCCUCUAAACGUGUCCUGCAAGAUAUACUCCAAGCAGUUUACACAUUUCCAGCCUUUCUAUCAGGAUCAGCAGAUUUCGGUCUUCACGGACCUGCAGAAACUGGAAAAAUUGCUAAGUGUGGUUCCCACUUAUGGAAGUUUAGAGCUGAAUCUCUGGAUGAAGAGGUGGUUGCUGCUCCAGACGGACGAGGCACACAAGUGGCGCUCCUUCCUGCGCCAUCACACCCAGGGCUUCCAGAUAAAACCCUUCGAACUGACAGGUCCCCUUCAAAAUGAAUCGUUAAACAUCGCCCUUCAAAGACUGCAAACCAAACUGAAAGACCUCCAAGAGGCAGACGCAGAGAAUGGUUUGGACAUAAAUCUGGAUCUCAAUGGCAUUCAGGCCCUUUUGGAAGGCGAAACGAAGGAAGACAGUUCCUAUAUUCAUCCAGAGAGUGUGGCCUCGAAUUCUCCUCCACUUUUGCUUGCCGCCUUGAGGGAGUUCUUCAUGGAGCGCCUGCUGACAGGAACAGUUUCCGAGGAGUUUGAUGAGCAAGUGAACCCCUUGUACACGGAACAGUUGUUAACCCUCAACAGUAAUCUCUGGCAAUGCCUGAAAACGCUUGAUGGCGCCCAUUACGCUGAGAUUAGCAGGGCUUGGAGUGUGCUGAGAAAGGAACUAAAGGAUCUGCAAUCCGUAGAAGACUUUGAGCACUUUUUGGAGAAGAUCAGCAGCAGCUACAAGGGUCUGCGCACUUAUCAGAGGCAGUAUCGCAACUCCCUGCAGAGCUAUCAGCUGGAUAACCUAUCUACCCGGUUGGAUUGCGUGCAAGGACCCCAGGGAGAGGACUCCACGGAUGUAUCCAGUCGCUACAGCUACCAGGGUCCACCUUUGUCGGGUGUCUUCCUGUCCUUGAUCUGCCAAUCCAACGGCCAGUUGCGAUCAGUGCCACUUAACGAGUUGCAGGAGUGGCGCUCCGCCUUGCAGAAAUCUAGAAAGCUUCUGUGGGAAAACUCGCAUUUGUUGAACUCGAGGUUCAGCGAAAGGGUUACCAAUCUCGCCCAGGUGCAGGAGUAUUCAAGUCAUCUCCUGAGGGAGCUUGACUUCGUUGCCCAUUUGAGUCGUCAGGAACAAAAACCAAACGAAGGCUUCGAAAGUUGUACCAAGGAAUUGGCAGAAACAGUCGCAAAACUGAAUGAAGUGGACAUCAAUCAAGACUCCUUGACGACGGCCUUUGAAGUUUCACUAGCCAGUGCCUUGCUGGGUGCCCUGGAGCUUUGCCUGCUCACCAAUGCCCCCUUGAUCGAUCCCGUGGAGAAGAAUCGCCUGAAGAACCUGUACAUUGCAGAGGACAUUGAUUGCCUGAGCACUCUGAACACUGCCUACGACUUCAUGAAGAUUGCCAUGAAGUACCGGCACUUUGGAGAGGAAAUCUGCAGCGAACUGGAUGCCAGGUUGAAGGAGGCGCAUCAGAAGCAGCAGCAGCUCUCACAGAAGCUGGCCCUGCGACCGGAGCAGUGCCUCUACGCGGCUUUGGUCCAGGACCUCACCCAUUUCCUGCAGUCCAAUGGCGACUGCGGUGUGCUUCACAAGUUAUUCCUCUUGCUGCGCUCCGAAUGGAGUAACUUCCAAGGCGACCAUGCUGUCACAGGGGCUCAAUUGAAGAGCACCAACGAAACCAUUGGGAAACUAGAGCUUUGGCUGGCCAACGCCCAGAGGUUCGUCCAUCACACUCUUUCUCGCUAUAGCGCCUACUAUCAGGACUUUGUGGCGCCCAUUAAGUGCGCUGUCAACCAGAUGCGUUUCGGUCUGGAGAAGCUCAAGGUGAUCUUUGCCAGAGUCCAGCAGGCAGGCAGCGUUUCUCUAGCGGAGCAAAUUCAAGACACCAUAGCCGACAUUGUCCAGUUCCCGUCGCAACAGCCGCUCGUAAUCCGAAACAGCAGGCUUUACGGACUGCUCUCCGAACUUCCGCACAGCGAACACGACUACUUCCGCCUGCUGAAGGCCAAGCUAAGCGAGCUGAGCAACUACAUAUCCCUGGGGAAGGUAAUCGACGAGGCAACCUUUGCCGCCUACGACGACGCCCUGGGUAUCUGCAACCAGACCUGGCAGCAGGAGGAACAGCGUCGCUGCCAACUGAAAGCCGAGGCGGAGAGCUUGUACGUGACCAAGACCAAGGGUGGAGUCGAGAGCGAGGAGAUGCUGGAGCUGCAGGAGAUCGAAGCGAACUUCCCCACCAACCUGGACGAAGACUUUGCCGAGUUCGUGGCUCAGCCCACCUUGGAACAGGUCCUGAAGCUGGACAAGAAGGCCAACGCCAAGGCGAAGCAAUCGCAAAUAGUGGCCGAGGAGGACUAUGCCUUUCUGGCGCGCAACUUUGUCGAUGUGAUGAGCAACCAUACGCCGGUCUACUACAGGGAUGCGCCAAAAGGGCCGAAGCAGUCGGAACUGCAACUGCUGUCGCCCUACCAAGCUCGCUUCCAGGUCUUCGCCCACCUGCAUGGGCACUUCAAGAAGGCUCUGGGUGCCAGUCUGGACGAGCGGGCCUGCAACGGACUCGCCUUUGGCUUGGCCCUGCAGCAGCGCCAGAUCAAGGACAUAGAGCUGGAGGAUGGAGGUGUGGCUGGAGCGCUGUACGAUUUCUACAAAGACUCGAACAUCAGCGAGAUCCAGAGCUGCCUGGACGUAAUGGUGCGCAUCGAGAAGCGGGUCCUGGAGCAGCUGGAACUGUAUCCGGAACACGCUGGCCUGGCGGACAUCAAGCUGGUAAUCUCGCGCAUCCGCCGACUGCCAGCGCACGCAUCGGUCGUUCGCUUCAACACAGGAUUCCAGCUCCUGCGACAGAAGCUGGCCCUCUGGAAUGAGGUGGCUCACAGGAACAACAACCUGGUGGCAGAGGAAACGGAGGUGGCCGAGUUCGUGCAGCGCUGGACCAGAUUGGAGCUGCAGCACUGGCGCAACUGCCUCGGCCAAACGGCAGCCCAGGUGGAGCUGCAGGCCUAUCGCUACUGGUUCUUCAUCUACAAUCUGCUCCAGCAAUUCCUCCACCAAAAGAAACUGGAUCAGUCCUAUACUGACAUCAAGUUCGCUGAGCAGCGCUUCGCCCAGGAACAGUUGUUGGACGCCCAGGAUCUUGGCGAGGCCCAGCGCCUCGAACUGGCCCAAGUGGUUCGCAUCCUGCGCCAGUUCGUCGAAGCCUCCUGCUAUGGCGACUUCCACAUUCGCCUCCAGUUGCUGCAGGGCUUCGAACUAUAUCUGCACAAUGUGGAACGAGCUGGACAGAUCGAGGGACUGCCUCCGCUUAUUGCGGCGCUACACAAUCUCCAGCUGUACUUCUCCCAGUUUGCGGGAGAGAUUGCGGACUCGGUGAAGUCCCGCCGAGCGCCCAUCGAGAAGAAACUGAAGGAGUUUGUAAAGAUUCAGAGCUACAGCAAGGACCUGAGCUACUUCAGCAUGCGAAACAGCGUGGCCACCGUCCAUCGCAACCUCAACAAGUUCCUGAAGGAGUUCCGCCUGACUCUGCAGGAGAAGAUCAGUGAGGUGUUCCAGCCGAAGGACUCCACCGCUAAGGAUUACACCUUCGGCAGCGACAAGGGAAAGGGCCUGAGGAACUACAACAAGAUCAGGUAUCUGAACAUGGAUCGUCAGCACUUUGUGGCCAGCGAGAAGCUUCUGGAGAAGUUUUCCAUUCCGGUGGAGAUUGCCGCGGAAAAUGUCUUGCUCCAGAAGUUGGAUAAACAUUUCCGCACUGCACGCCAUGUGGUGAAGGAGACAUUGACGCAAGUGCCCUACGGCGAGCUGAUCUACGAUCUGGACGACCUGCUGGCUAGUCAGCUGGAACGGUGCGAGCACUUGCGAUCCCUCAAUGUGGACCGCACCAAGGAGCGACCUCAGCAGAAGCAGGAGGCCAAACAGAUCCUCCAGCAAAAGCGCAAGGCUCUGACGGACCUCUUCAAGACGCUCCAUCGCCUGGGGGCCAGCUACAAGAGCGGUCUCCUGGAGCUCUCGCUGCGGAACGAGUUCGAGGACUUCCAGCUGGCGCCGUACUCCAUUCGGGUCAUGUUGCCCCGCUUGCAUCCCACUGCCCAGCAACUGGACGACAACCUGGACCUGUACUACAUGAAGAGCGUGUUCAAGUUGAAGCUGCUGCAGAACAUCAUGCUGACGCCGCUCUCGGAACUGGGCCCACCCAACAUCGAGCGCAUCAAGGGCUUCGCCGUGGAUCUCUUCCUGUUGGUCCAGCAGCAGCGCGAGCAGCUCUCUGGAUCCAGCAAGGAGCUGUUUGAACUUCGCAACUCCCUAGAGAGUUUGCGGAAAUUGGCCGCCAUUGUAUCGCAAACAGAGUCAGAGUCAUUCUCUUUGAGUUUCUCGCAAAGCGCCGAUGAGGCGGCCAGUCUGAAGCGCAAUCUCUGCCAGAUUUAUUAUGUCCUUAAGCAGUGGCAGCUGCUCCUGAGCUGUGCUCCCAGCUCCCUCUGCGAGAGUAGCGAAAGCAGUGUCCUGGUCAGGAACGUACCAAUUGCCCAGAGUGAACUCCAGGAUCUGAGCAAGCAGAUCCUGAACAGCAGCCAGAAACUGCUAAACGAACUAAACAGCACUAACUUGGAGUUCCUGUCCAACGAUAAACUGAACUCUUACCGUGAGGGCUAUCAGCAGGUUCUGGACACCAUUAACAGAACGCUUCAGUUACUGCGAUCUGGCCAGAAGGAUCACCUUCCCCUGGCGCAGCCCCUGCUUGAGCUACUGGAUAGCCUGAAAUCGGAAAAGACAGAGGAUAUCAUCUCCGAAGCCACAGAUCUGAGCAAUGCGGAUACGGAGUUGGCUAACAUAGCACACAGUGUGCUGAUAUCCCUUCAAAAGAUCUACAAACACCACUCCAAAGUGGAGGAAUCAGAAAAAGAGCAGGAUGAGUCCUCAAAAGAGGCGCUGCGGGAGCAGCAUUUGAAGAAGUGCCUCAGCGGGGAGCUCACUUCGGACUGGCAGUUGCUCAGUUUGCCCCGAGUCCUUGGGAAGCUGUCGAACGUACUGCUCGUCCUGAAGCACACCAACUCCCAGGAUCAGGAUAGGUUAGUCUGCGUGAAAAGAGCGAUUAGUCUUCUGCCCAUUCUGGAACAAUAUCAACUGCUGGCUGACUACUUACUGCUCCAGCAGCUGGCCACUCACAAAGUGUCCGCCAAGAUGCUGUCCAUUGUCCUGACCGUUUUUGUAGAGAUCGGCAGCAAGGGCUUCUGUGUCCCACCCGAUCUGAUGCAGGACGAAGAGGGUCAGUCCAAGCAGGACUCCAAGAACGGCGAAGGCUUCGGCCUGGAGGAUGGCACUGGAGAGAAUGACGCCUCCGACAAGAUCGAGUCCGAGGACCAGCUGGAUGAUGCCAAGCGGCCGGAGGACCGCAAGGACGAGGGUGACAAGCAGGAGCCCGACUGCAAGGAGGAAAAGGGCAUAGAGAUGAGCGAUGACUUUGACGCCAAAAUGCAAGAUGUUGAGAAGCCCGAGGAGGACGACAGCGGCGAGUCCGAGGAGGAGGAUGAGGAGGAGCUCAACAAGGAGAUGGGCGAGACUGAGGAGGGAGCCGAAAAGUUGGACGAGCAGAUCUGGGGCGACGAUGAGGAGAAGAAUCCCGAGGACGAGGAGCCAGAGAUGGACGAGGAGGAUCAGGGCAAAGGCAGCAAGGACGAGAAAGAUGCCCACAAUGACCUCGACACCAAAAACGAUGCGGCCAAGGAGGAUGGCAAGGAUGAGCACGAAAAGGAGGGUCUAGAUGCGACAAACGAGCCAAGCGGCGAGGAUAAGCGCAAGGAGCAGGCUAAGGACAUUGACGACAUGAAGGAUCCCGAGAUGGACGAGGAGCAAACCAACGCCAUGCACAAUGAACUGGAGGAACCCCCUGAACCGGAGGAAAUGGACUUGGGCGACAUGAACAACGUGGAUGAGGGCCACGAAGAUCCGGAAGAGCAGGGCACUGACGAGAAUCCCUUCGACAUUGAUGCCAUGAAGGAGAACAUGCAGCCAGCUGAAGAACCUGAACAGGACGAACCCGAGAAUCCUGCCGAGGAUGAGCAAGGCGAUCCCCAGAGUGAUGGCAGUGACUCCGAGGAGGAUGUCGCCGGCACUGAAAGCAAGCCAGGCCAGGAGGAUGAAGACAACGGCCAAGAUGAAACUGGCGAAGAGGAGAAAGAAGAACCAGAGACCCAGACUCGUGGCGAAGUCGAGGAAGAGCCCCAACCGGAGGCAGCUCCUGAGGACAGCAAAGAGGACGAAGAGAAGCGCGAGGAGAAGCCAGAACAGCACACACAGUCCAAGGACAAGGCUAGCAAGGAGGAGAACGUGCAGUCUGUGCCGGAGACGGACGAGAGCAGUUCCGCAGAUCAGGUGCAGCAGCCGCAGGACCAGGACAUCAAGCAGGACCAGAAGAUGGACGAACAGGAGACGGGAGAGGAAAAGGAUGGCGUUGGACAAGCGGAGAAUGAUACUAACGAUGGCGGCCAUCAAGGCGUCGCGGAAACCCAGGAAACUGUUUCCCAAGAAGAGCGCAAGAACGAGAGGCAAACGCAGGAGAAGCGCAAACAAGGCCGGACGAAUGAGGAACGGACUUUAGGUGAAGCCGAGAAAAACAAACUGAAGCAGCUGAAGACUAUCGACCAGAUAAAGGAGUCUAAGGAUUCCGAAGAGUCUGAACCGCAGCAACCGGAGUCCACGGAUCAGGCUGAAGCAGAGGAGUACCAGCACGUGAAGGAGCCGAAGAACAGCGACAAGACCACCCUGGACAACGCCACGGAAGAGCAGUCGAAGAAGGUUCAGCAUCAAGAAGACGAACCGGCCAACGAGGACGAAAACGAGGCUGAGAAUACUGAGGAACUGAUGGAAACUGAGGAGCCAGCCAAUGAUCCGGAAGAUGAUGCUCAGCUUGAACAGCUGGGCGCCGAAAAGACGGAACAGAAGUCCGACAAACCCUCCAAGACAGAGCAGUCCAAGGAACGUUUGGAGACACCCGAGGGCAUGGAGAUCGAGGGUGAAGUGGUUCCCACCAUGACAGUUCCUCGCAGUGCCGAGACCACGGCACACAGCAACAUUGAACUUCUGCUGGACAAGAGCUCGCAUGCGGAGGAUCUGACCUCGGCGGAGCAAAUCGAACUGAGGCAACAGUACCACCAACAAUUGACUUCUUUCCGGGGGGCACAGCCCCAGCACGAGGAUUACGAAAGCUGGCAGAGCAUCUCCAACCGAAUGACCCAGAAUGCCCGCGAGCUGUGUGAGCAGCUGCGCUUGAUCCUGGAGCCCACGAAGUGCACACGUCUGAAGGGCGACUAUCGCACUGGACGAAGGAUCAACAUGAAGAAGAUCAUUCCGUACAUUGCCUCCCAGUUCCGCAAAGACAAGAUUUGGCUGAGGCGCACCAAGCCGGCGCAGCGUGACUACAAAAUAACGAUUGCCAUUGACGACUCCAAGUCGAUGCAUCAUAACAACUCCAAGACCCUGACCCUGGAGGCCAUCUCGCUGGUGUCGCAGGCGCUGACACUACUGGAAAGUGGUCGACUGAGCAUUGUAUCCUUCGGGGAGGCGCCACAAAUCGUCCUGAAUCACACCGAGCAGUUUGACGGUCCACGACUGGUCAACGCCUUGAACUUCGACCAGGAGAAGACGAAAAUUGCCGGACUGCUGGACUUCAUACGCACGGCCAAUACGGAGGAGAGCGGCUUGGGCGGCGACAAUGGUCUGUUUGAGAAUCUACUGCUUAUUCUCAGCGACGGAAGAAACAUAUUCAGCGAAGGUGCUCAGAAGGUAAAGAACGCCAUCAAGCUGGCGCGACUGCAGCGCAUUUUCUUGGUUUAUAUAAUUAUUGACAAUCCGGAUAACAAGAACUCCAUCUUGGACAUACAACAUGUGGCGGUGAAUGCAGAUGGAUCCGUGAACAUCAGCUCCUACCUGGACAGUUUCCCCUUCCCCUACUAUGUGAUCGUCAGAGACCUGAAUCAACUGCCCUUGGUUCUCAGCGAGGCCAUGCGGCAGUGGUUCGAACUAGUGAAUAGCGAGUAAAUAAAAGAUAGACUAAAGUAUCUUUAAUUGGAAAAUUGUAUAGCACUUUCAAUACUUUUAGAUAUAGAUGUAAACCUUUUAGUGAUAAGCCUUUUGAAAUGAAGGUAUAUAUAUUUUUUUUAUUUAUCCUGCAAGGGAUCUUUAUGCGAUUUAGACCUAAGAGAAUAUUGUACAUGAAUUUUCUGUUGUUUUUAUUAAACCACAUUAAACAAAUUGAUUUAUGUA